AUGGUCAGCACCAUGUCAGUGGGAUAUGACCAUGUUUCCCUGGAGGAGCUGAAGAAGACAGGAACCAGGUUAGGAUAUACGCCAGAGGUACUGACAGAAGCAGCUGCUGAAUUGACAGUGGCUCUUCUUCUAGCAACAUCUUGUCAGCUCUUGGAGGCUGUGGAUGAAGCUAAGGUCAGCGGCUGGGGCAGCUGGAAACCUCUCUGGAUGUGUGGCUAUGGUCUGACUGACAGCACCAUGGGGAUACUGGGUCUUGGAUGCAUAGGAACAGCUGUGGCCAUGCACUUGAAGCCAUUUGGAGUCAGGAAGUUCCUCUACAUCAACACUGCUCCCCAGCCCAAAAUGGCUGCUGCAAUCCCAACAGAGUUUGUGCCACUGGAGGAAAUGGCCAGGUGUUCAGACUUCAUCACUGUGUGUUGCGUGCUGUCUCCAGGAUCACAGAGCAUCUGCAACAGUAGCAUGUUCUCCCAAAUGAAAGAUACCACCAUAUUCAGCAAUAGGAGCAGGGGAAGUGUAGUGAACCAGGAUGACCUAUACCAGGCUCUGGCCAGUGGUCACAUUGCAGCUGCUGGUCUGGAUGUUAUGGUGCCUGAACCUCUGCCUACAGAUCAUCCUCUUUUCAAAUUUAAAAACUGUGUGAUUCUGCCACACAUCACAAAUGCCACAUGGAGUAGGGUUGUCAAAGGGUGUUACAGAGAUCCCCCAACUGCUCUCUGCAAGGGAGAGAUCCUAACUGAAAACUUGAUUAUUUACAUUUUGUUUUAAUGACAAGCUGUUGGACCACCUGCAAACUGAAUGCAGGUCUUACUCUAGAGAAGGAAAAGGCCCAUGCUAGUCAUGUGGAAGGAUGGAGGUGCUCCUCAACUAUCAGAUAGACUGUGACCUCUCCACACUGGAUUAUCAGCCAGGCGCUGUCACCUCUCUCCAUA
Messenger RNA from Dromaius novaehollandiae (emu), 929 nucleotides. RefSeq names its product glyoxylate reductase/hydroxypyruvate reductase-like. The record is from RefSeq and is a predicted model, not a curated record. Gene Ontology annotation, cellular component: cytosol. The transcript is spliced from 7 exons. NCBI's taxonomy places the organism in Eukaryota, Metazoa, Chordata, Aves, Casuariiformes, Dromaiidae. Gene Ontology annotation, molecular function: hydroxypyruvate reductase [NAD(P)H] activity; hydroxypyruvate reductase (NADH) activity; NAD binding. Bases 1 to 765 code for a protein of 254 amino acids.